AUGGCCGCGUACAGAGACUCCAGCGACAUCAUAGUGGGCGACGUGGACUGCACUGCCUCGGGCAAGAAGCUUUGCGGGAAGCAUGGGGUGAGGGGGUACCCAACCAUUCUGCAUGGGGAUCCCUCGUCACCCGAGGGCAUGGCAAAGUACCAGGGCCAGCGCAGCUACGCCGCUCUCAGCGCGUUCGCGGCAGGCCUCAAGCCGCAGUGCGGCCCGACGAACGUCGUUGGAUGUAAGGGGGAGGACAAGGCGUUCCUGGAGUCUAUCGUUGGCCUCUCCGGCGAAGCUCUCAAGAGCAAGGGCGACGAGCUCAAGGCUGCGGUGGAGAUGUCGGAGAAGGCUGUGGAGGCUGCGAUCGCGGAGUUCGAAAGCCUCCGGACACACGAGAAGUUGCUCAAGCUCGCGACCAAGAUGCCGAUGCCCGGGAAGGAGGAGCUGUAA
Prorocentrum cordatum is the source of this 441-nucleotide messenger RNA. NCBI's taxonomy places the organism in Eukaryota, Dinophyceae, Prorocentrales, Prorocentraceae. The record is from the annotation of a GenBank genome assembly.